CUGUCAGUCAGCGGCUGUUGCUUUCUGCUACUGCUACCCAGUUACUCAAUAUUCCUAGUAGCAGUUUACUGUUUUGUAUUUUAUAGUCUUUUAAAUGUAAGAAUAAAUUUUAAUAUAAAAGUUUUUUACUGGGUCGCUUUUGCAGACACUGAACAACCGUUUUGAUGCAAGAUGGAAUUGGAUAAUGAUGAGAUUGUGAAUGGGGAGGAGCAACUCAAAUCGAGACCAUAUCAAACACAACUUGAAGAAAUAGCUAUUAACAAAAAUACAAUUAUACACUUGCCUACAGGUUCGGGAAAGACAUUUAUUGCAAUUCGUCUAAUCAAUAGAUUUCGAAAUGCUUUACGGAAGCCAUGGGGAGAAGGGGGAAAACGGACUUUCUUCUUGGUUAAUACCAUCCCAUUGGUCAAUCAACAGAAGAAAGUUAUAAGAAGUUUGUGCCCAGUGAAAAGUGUAGCCGGAUACAGUGGAGAAGAUGGCGUCGAUUAUUGGGAUAAAAAUAAAUGGGACUCCGAAAUGGCACAACAUGAGGUAAUAGUGAUGACGAGUCAGAUCCUCGCAGACAUGCUGACGCACUCGUACAUAAGGAUCGAGGAUAUCAACCUGCUGAUAUUUGACGAGUGUCACCACGCCGUGAUUGAUCACCCUAUGCGGCUGGUGAUGAAGCACUUCGAAACUUGUCCACCCUCCAAGCAACCAAGAGUCCUGGGGUUGACGGCGACUCUUUUAAAUGCAAAUGUAACCAUGCAAAAAGUGGAAAUAACUUUGCAUGAUCUGGAAACGACUUUUCAUGCGACCAUAGCUACGGUCAAUGAACUUGGCGAAGUGCUCAAUUACUCAACAAAUCCGAACGAGUCCAUGAAAACAUAUCGGCUUGGUGUACCAUCGCCAGCAGCGAAAGAAGCAAUCAAAAUUCUGGAACAACUGAUGCUUUUAGUUGUAGACAUAAAAUUGCCCAAAGUUACAGGCGAACCCAACAUUAAAUUGGAAAAGUGGCAGAAAGACAUAAGUUCAGAUACUAAGAGGAUCGUGAAAGAAGUGAAGAAUAUGGUGGUGGCUAUGAUAGGGUUCAUAGAAGAGCUGGGUGUAUAUGGGGGCGCGUUGAGUAUUCUGGCGUACCAAAUACUUCUCGAGCGACUGAAAAGGAAAGCGUUGUCGGCAGAGGAAGAACGUUUGUAUAAAUUUACGAUCACGCAUUCAGUCAUGGCAAGAAUGAUACUACUGAAUUCCAUGAAGGAUGAUCAUGGCUAUGACAAAAUUGUAAAACAUUCUUCGGAAAAAGUUCUGCAAAUGUUGAAUAUACUAAAAGAAUAUAAUCCAGAGCUGAUCAAUAAUCCUGGCGUUCUUUUAAAAGUCAACAUCGCGAAAAAACCUUUAUCAGGCAUAAUAUUUACGAAGCAAAGAUUCACGGCGAAAAUAAUAUACAAUCUCUUAAAAGAGGUUAAAGAGUGUAAUCCCAAGGAGUUUGGUUUUCUCAACCACGAUUUCAUUGUGGGGUUCAAUAUCAACCCGUUUAAGUGUACGAGGGAACAAUUUUACACGAAGAAAGCAAGCCAGACUGCGCUUUUGAAGUUCAGUAAUAAGGAAUUGAACUGCAUAAUUUCAACCAGCGUUCUAGAAGAAGGCGUAGACAUCCCUCAGUGCUUGCUGGUACUUCGAUACGAUCCGCCGUUGGAAUACAGAUCGUAUAUUCAGAGCAAAGGUCGCGCUAGAAGUUCAGACUCCAGCUAUGUCGUUAUGAUAAACGAAAACGAUAUAGAAAAAUUCAGGAAGCAAUACAGUGCUUUUCAAAACACUGAAAAGUAUAUACAAAAAAUCCUGGUGGGGAACACUGAGGACCGCAGUCCGCCCAGUCCGCGAGAGAUACAAGGCUUGUACGACGAAGAUGAAAUCCCACCAUACAUCACUGAAUGUGGCCAGCGCUUAUCAUCAGUCCAAGCAAUAAGUCUUUUGAACCGCUAUUGUUCGGUGUUACCCCACGACCAGUUCACCGUAAUCACUCCGAUGUGGGUUGAAGAAAAAGUCCAAGACAAACAAAGAGGCACACUGAAGCAGAUUAAAAUUUACAUGCCCAUCGCUUGUCCUGUUAAAGACUUUAUUGCGGGAGAACCUAUGCUGCAAUUGAAAACUGCUAAACGCUCUGCUGCUCUAAACGCAUGCAUUAGGUUGCACCAAGAAGGAGAACUUGAUUACGUCACAUUACUACCACGUAGCUACGGAACUGUAGAUUUCGAACUCCCCGAGGUUCGAGCUUGUUUUCUAAACUGGCCGUGGGAUGAAAUAGAGAUGGACGACGACAGUGAGGAAGAUCCUGAAUUUAAACCAAGACCUGGCACUAAGAAACGGAUGGGAAAACAUCCGAAAGUCUUGCCAUUAUUCCUCAACGGACCCAAAAACUCGACGUCUGAAGCACAAAACUUUUAUCUUCACAUCAUCACACUGAAGACUGUUUUCGAAGAACCAACGGAUCCCCGAGAGAGAGCGCUUUACAAUCUUCUCCGUCAAGGAGAAGGGUACGGGAUUUUGACCCCGAAUUCACUGCCGAAACUGUGCGACUUUCCGAUGUUCCUCACCGUAGGAGAAGUGUCCACGUCUUUGAAAAUGAACUAUGCCGUCAUAGCAUUAGAUGCUAAACUAUUCGAAUUAGUGAAGAGCUUCCACUUCUUCGUUUUCGACCAAGUUCUGGAGGUGGCGAAGAAGUUCACAGUGUUUGAUGGCUCAGUGAACAAUAUGUACGUGGUUCCAGUGAAGUCGGACAAUGGGUUCGACAUCGACUGGGCGGUCAUGCAGACUCAUAAGGAGAUCCGCCCCGUGUGCGAACCUACUUAUGAGGAAAGAAGAUCCUUAAAUGUGACACAAGAGAAUUAUCAAUAUCACGUUGUGACGCCGUGGUAUCGGGGAGCCAUUUUGCCAGCGAGGUACAUAGUCUCCAAUAUAUUAGAGUACAUGAGCCCCAAGUCGAGGUUCGAAUCUGACGCAAAUAUCUUCGGCACUUAUGCGGACUACUACUCCAAUAAAUACAACUUGGAAAUCCUAGGCAGCAAAGAUCAGCCUUUGUUGGAGGUCCGCAAUAUAAGCACAAGAAUGAACUGUCUGAUGCCUCGCGCAGCUUCAAUCAACGCGUUCACAGACAAACAAAGGAAGCAGAUUUCUCUCGCCCUGGGCGACGACAAACCGAAAGGGUUCCCAGAAAUCUUCAUCCCGGAGUUUUGUAUAAAAUACGACUUCCCCGGAGUACUGUGGUACAAGGCGAUGUUGUUGCCAAGCAUAGUUCAUAGAGUGUACAUGCUGUUAGUGGCGUAUGAACUUCGAGCGGAAAUUGCAAUUGAAACUAAAAUGGGCACAGUGCAUUUGGGACCUGGCGAAGAUUGGCUGCCGAUUGAAGUAAACCUUCAAGUGGCGGAGCAGUCUCUGCGGUCACACGUUGAAGACCCGACGCCUAUUCACACAAUUGACAGGAUAAACAACCCAAUAGACGAGGAAGCUCCACGACCUCUCAAUAUCGUCUCCAUGAAAGAAAGCUUGUAUCAACUGCAGAAGAAGAAAAUUAACGAGGAGUAUAAUUGGGCUGAAAAAAUGGAGCCUAUAGAUAUAGAACGCAACAUUUCGACUGUGACUGUGAUGGAUAUUGAAUGCUAUGACGAGUUCGUGUCUGCCGUGAUGGCUGUGCCCAGUGACCCGCCGAGCAUGUGCUCACCUCAGCGACCAACCCCCUCGGCCGCUAUACUGCCGCCGCCGGUAGUGCCGGUAAACAAGAUCGCCAUUUUGUCCAAGAAGCUGACCACUCGAGGCCCUGAGCUGCGCGACAUAUUGGCAGCGAUCACCACAAUUAACUCGCACGAUACAUUCAACUUGGAGCGGGUGGAGACUCUAGGAGACUCCUUCCUCAAAUUCGCGGCCAGCUUGUAUCUCUACCACAAGUUUCCCAAGCUGAAUGAAGGACAACUGACGAACAUCAAGUGCCGAUUUAUUGGCAACAGGAAUUUGUACUACGCCGGGUCCAAGGCCAGGCUGGGAGGCCGCAUGAAGGUAGAACAGUUUAGCCCCAGGAAAGACUUUCUGGUGCCCGGUUUCUUCGCUCCGAGGGAGAUACAAGACUUCAUCGAAACCAAGCAUGUCCGUCCAACGUGCCUCAUUGGAAUGUCGUUCUCCCCUUCGGAAGUGCUAUCAGGAGAGUUGACGGAUGAAAGCCGAGUGCUCAUCCAGCAGAGGUACUCGGAGAACGACGGCACCAUCGAGAGAGAACCCAUGUGGGGUGCGCAGGUGGCCAUGCAGUGCUACGUGCGCUCGCAAGCCGUCUCCGACAAGUCAAUUGCUGAUUGCGUCGAGGCGCUUGUUGGCACAUACCUUCUGAGUGACGGUAUCUUAGCGGCCGUCAAAAUUUUGGAAUGGUUGAAAGUUAUGCCUCCUAAGGACAACUUUACUCAACUCCUCACCAAGCCAAUAGACACGGUCUUGAAAGACAAGAAGACAACCGUUGAUGAAAUCGACAGGAUCAUGAACUAUUCCAGAGAAGAUGUCGAGCAGAUUAUUAAUUACAAGUUUAAAGAUCCGUCGUUGUUGUUGGAGGCUCUCUCCCACUCCUCGUACAUCCGCAACCGCCUCACUCGUUCUUACGAGCGUCUCGAAUUCCUCGGAGACGCCAUCUUGGAUUUCCUGAUUACGUCACAUAUCUUUGAAAAUUGCCCCGAUUUGAAGCCCGGUGAACUGACCGACUUGCGAUCGGCCCUUGUGAACAAUGUCACCUUCGCUUCUUAUGUUGUCAAACUGGGAUUGCACAAGUUCAUCUGCUCUCAACUGAACCCGGUCUUGGAGACAGCGAUUAUGGCGUUCGUUGAGCAUCAGGAGCGCAGGGACCACAACAUCGUGGAAGACGUGCUCUAUCUCAUCGACGAAGAGGACUGCCAUAUUGCAGAGUACGUCGAAGUGCCCAAGGUUCUGAGCGAUAUAUUCGAGUCGCUUGCCGGCGCGAUAUACUUGGACAGCGGCGGCAGCCUAGAGGCGGUGUGGGCCGUCUACUACCGCAUCAUGUGCAAGGAGAUCAACCUGUUCUCGCAGAGGAUCCCGCAACAACCCGUCCGCGUGCUGCACGAGAUGAUACACGCUUGUCCGGAGUUCGGGAAAUCAAUAGUUCCGGACAAGGGCUUCCCUAAGGUGAUGGUACCAGUGAAGGUCACAAAGAACGGCAAACAGCACACGGUCCACGGGUUUGGUAGCAACAAAUUCCAAGCGAAGCGAGCUGCUGCUAAACUAGCCCUUAAAGUGCUUGGUUUGUAAACACAGGUGAAUUACGGCACGGGUGUGGCGCGAAAAUAGGUUAUUCACAUCGUACGAGCACUUAUUCGGAAUGUGCACGUCAAUAGCGCCAUCUGGCAUACGCAACUUUAGGGGCUUAUUUCAAACAGUGAAUAGCAAAAAAUUUAUAUAAAAUUUAAACUUUUUCAGCUGUUAGUUUUGCAGUUUAUAACACAAUAAUAAUUACCAAUUUUUAAAACAAUAUUGACAAGUUUCCUAUACUCCUUUUGUUGAAUAUGUCUGCGAUCGUUUACUAUACCGCCACCAUACUAGUGUUGAAAUACGACCAUUUCAUGAAAUAGAAUAUCACUGGUUGGCCGCAUCAUGAUGUAGUUUGGCCAGAUCAAUAAACACAAAACGUUUAUGAUUACUUCAUAUGGCAAAACUUUGGCAAUCAUAUCGUAAAAUUAGUAACAUUAUCCACCGGUAGGGCCCUGGUGUCGAUUACAUUUAAAACUAGAUUGAUAUUAUAAUCGAUAAAUCAAUGUAAUUGUAAAAUUUUCCAUAUCGAACAGGCACGUAAUUUUGAACCUAAGAAAUUAAUCGACUAUUCGCAUUUUUUUUUUGACACCGCGUACAUUAACGAUAUGGUCAAACGUUGAUUGAUAUAUCAUUAAACGUUGAUGUUUCAACCAUUAUGGUCAACUUAAGUUGGCUAUUUAAUGAAAAAUGAAAUGGACAUAUUUCAUGAAAUGGUCGAACACAUCAUGAAAUGAUCAAUUCUAUGACCUGGCCACGACAUAUACACAUAGUAGUACUCGUGACCGUACCUACCGAAUUUUUGAGCUAUUUAUCUAUGACAAAUAUUGCAUUUAAAUAUGGAAAGUAAAACAAUAUCCUCGGAGUUGUUUUUUAUGAUUCAUACGUACAUACUAUACGUAUAAUGAGGGACUUUCCAGGCUACGGGUCCCUCAAAGACAAUAUAGAUGGCGCUGUAUAGAUUUUCCUUCGUUUUACCUUUUAAUUUCAUGGAUAACAGACAUGCAUUUUUUAUCUUCGUUUUUGGGUAUAAAUGUUUUUAUUACGCUUUUUAUAACCCUUUUUUAUUACGCCCAGGCACAAUUACAUCUUUCAUUCAUUAUUAUUCUUAUCAAAAUAAAAAGAAGCAAUAUAGGUAGCAACAUAAUUAUAUACAUAAUGUGAUCCAAAUAUCAAGCAACAAUUAUUUUUGUAUAUGAUUAUGUCAUGACAUUAUAAUUAUCACGUUAAAGCUGUACAGAGGCGUCUAUAUUGUUUUUGGUGAACGUAGCCUGGACAGUCUCAUUUGAAAACGAAUUCGAACUUUGUGUAUGUCAGAAUCGCAUUGUGCAAGUACCUAUAUUAUAAACAUCAGGGGGUUAAAAUGGCCACCUCGAAGCAAUUCAUCUAAGAAAGCAAUAUUGCGAUUUGACAUUUGCGCAUAUAAAAGUAAGUGCGCAAUGCAAACAAAUGUCAAAUAGCAAUAUUGCUUUCUUAGAUGAAUUCUUCUGGGGGGUUAAAAUGGCCGCAUCGAAGCAAUUCAUCUAAGAAAGCAAUAUUGCAAUUUGACAUUUGCGCAUAUAAAAGUAAGUGCGCAAUGCAAACAAAUGUCAAAUAGCAAUAUUGCUUUCUUAGAUGAAUUGCUUCGAUGUGGCCAUUUUAACCCCCCCAGAAGAUAGUGCAAUAUGUAUUGCGUACUAUGCAUAGUAGUAAUUAAGUCCAAAUUAAAUUCAGUAGUAUUAUGACUUUAUUCCUAUUUUAAAUGGCACAUGUAAUGACAGGUGCGAGAUUUUGUUUCUAUUUUAUAUCAAUUGUAUCUUUUCUUGAAAUGGAAUUGUCGCUGUAAGGUGCAUUUAUUUGUUUAAAAAUAAAUUUUAGAAUUCAGAAUUAUAGUCGGUUUGUAUUGGCUAGAAUAUUUUUAUACAUUAACUAGGAGAUUAUUUUUUAAAAAGGCUGUCUUUCGGAUUUAGUAUGAAAAUCUAAUUAUAUUAUUAUUGAAUUUGUUAAUACGAAUUACGGUUUUAUUUGAUUCUCAAAUUUUAUUAGUCGCAAAUGUAUGGAAUUAUAAUGAUGGACUGGAAAUGUAAAUUGUGAGUGCUGAGCCUAAAUGAAAUGUUUAUGUUUAACUUUUAUAUUAUCUAUAAUAAAAUAUUUAUGUAA
Messenger RNA from Pectinophora gossypiella (pink bollworm), 7413 nucleotides. RefSeq names its product endoribonuclease Dicer (gene dcr-2). Bases 172 to 5277 code for a protein of 1701 amino acids. Gene Ontology annotation, cellular component: nucleus; RISC complex; cytoplasm. The transcript has 34 exons. Gene Ontology annotation, molecular function: RNA binding; deoxyribonuclease I activity; DNA binding. NCBI's taxonomy places the organism in Eukaryota, Metazoa, Arthropoda, Insecta, Lepidoptera, Gelechiidae. The record is from RefSeq and is a predicted model, not a curated record. Gene Ontology annotation, biological process: rRNA processing; siRNA processing; pre-miRNA processing.